Larimichthys crocea (large yellow croaker) is the source of this 2417-nucleotide messenger RNA. It is a transcript of the gene zbtb22a, whose product is annotated as zinc finger and BTB domain containing 22a. NCBI's taxonomy places the organism in Eukaryota, Metazoa, Chordata, Actinopteri, Sciaenidae. The record is from RefSeq and is a predicted model, not a curated record. Gene Ontology annotation, molecular function: DNA-binding transcription factor activity, RNA polymerase II-specific; RNA polymerase II cis-regulatory region sequence-specific DNA binding; protein binding. Gene Ontology annotation, biological process: regulation of transcription by RNA polymerase II. The transcript has 4 exons. The coding region runs from base 235 to 2325 and encodes 696 amino acids.
ACGGUCACUCGUUUAACCGAAACACAGGAGAAGGGGGGCAAGCUGCUGCUGCUGCUGCUUACUAGCUUGCCCCUUUUUUUAUUUUCCUUUUUCUUCACACACAAAGAAGCGAUGGCAGCGUCUCACCUGGGAUCCACGAUGGUGAUGCUGUGCUCUGAAUAGUUCAGCGACGUUUUACCUGUGAAAGCUAAAGCGGUCGUCAUAGCAACACGUCAAAAAAAGUUUUAUGUGACCAUGGAUUCGACGUGCAGUGUCUCUGCUGCUCCGGCCGGUCUGACCGUCCAGGUCUGUUUCCCCGGCGCCCGUGCUGCUGUGUUGGACAAUCUGAACCGUCAGCGUGAAGAGGGCAGGCUGUGCGACCUCUCCAUCCAGGUGCAAGGUCAAGUGUUCAGAGCCCACCGCUGUGUGCUCGCUGCGUCCUCGCCUUACUUUCAUGACCAGGUGUUACUGAAGAAUGUCACGACUGUCUCGCUGCCCUCAGUGAUGGAUCCAGUGGCCUUUGAGAGCGUCCUGAGCUCUGCCUACACCGGCCAGCUGAGCAUCGUGCACGACGACAUCGUUAACUAUGUCACCGUGGCCAGCUUCCUCCAGAUGUGGCACAUCGUGGACAAAUGCACGGAGAUCCUGAAGAGGCCUCGGCCCUCGGCAGAAGUCACCCCGGGAGAAGCGGCGGUCCCUCACCCCGGCACUGCAUCUCGCCAGCAGUCGCCGAGCAGCACGGACUGCCUCUAUCUGGAAAGAGAGGGACGAAGGAAGGAGAGAAAGCCUGACGCCUUGCCUCCCUUGGCUACAUGGAGACGCCCGCAGCAGUUCGCUAGAUGGGGGCGUGCGCGGCCCUCAUCAGCCCAGCACUUAGCAGACUCUCAACUGGACGCCCUCCCCAGCUAUGCGGAUAGUGAUUACACCAGCUGUGAGGAGGCAUGGGUAUCAGGCCAUGCCAAAACUAGCCACUUUGCACAUGAUGGACCGGGCCACAAUAGCCGACACCACGGGGGGUUCGUCGGCGGUGAAGCAUUAAAGCAGAAAGUCCGGUUUCAACAGCGGGGGGCAGCGCCGAGUGCUGAUAGUCUGCUUGAUAAGAAUAGAGAGAGCGGGGACAGCGACGAGACGCGAGAGAAGAGGAAGAAUGAGAGGAGAGAGAUCGAGGCCGAUGAGGGAGUUGGAGAAGAGGCGGUGGAGAAGAAGGAAGGCUUCGCACAAAUGGGACACUGUGGCUUACACUCGAUCUCCAAUGAGAGCGUAGGAGCUGAACAAGCCACGGGGAAGGCGAGUGUGGAGGAGGUCAAGGAGAAGGUGCAGAGGAACGUGGUGGGAAGCGAUCCCUCGUCAGGCCUGCCCAGUGUUCACGCGUGCCAAACAGGUGAAGGAGUUCCCGGCCCUUCCUGUCCGGUUUCAGUCCGGCUGCAGUGGCAGGCCGGUCCGUGGUCUCAACAGGAGCAGAAGCCACAGGAAGGAGAGGGCGGCAGCUGCAGUAAAGACGAGGACGAAGACGAGGAGGAGGAGGACGUGGACUUUGAGUGUUUGACCUUUAGCAGAGACACGUAUGAUGAGAUUGAAGACGGCACGGGGCAGGUUUCCCAGAGGCCUCUAGUGCCCGUGUCUCCUGACUUCACCAUGGCGGGCUCGGAGGUGAGCUGGCCCUCCACGAGCGUCGGACAGGGCGGCUCGCUGACCCCCACCUCUAAUCGCCAUCUGUCUCCAUCGUCUGCUGCGUUUCCACCACCCUCUUCACCUCCAACCCCAUCUUCGUCAUCCUCAGUGUCGCUCGCCGGCGCCCCCUACACGGGCAAAGUCCACUUCUGCCACUGCGGCAAAGCCUACACCCUGAAGAGCAUGCGCGACCGCCACGUGAAGAUGCAGCACCUCAAUCUGCGGCCGUUCGGCUGUCCCGUUUGCACAAAGUCCUUCAAGAUGAAGCACCAUCUGACGAAGCACCUUAAAACACACGGAGGGCUGCGACCCUACGAGUGUGGCCUCUGUGGGAAGAAGGUCAUCUGGAGGGACAGCUUCCUCAGGCAUCAGGCCCGAUGUGAGAGACUCGCCUCCAGCUCCUCAGCCAACGGCAACAACGCCAGCACGCCGGCAGCGGAUAUGGACGACGGCUACAGUUACGGAUUUGAAGACGGGGAGGCUUUUCUCGCAUCGGGAGGACAAGUGAAAGUGGAGGCGGUGGACUUUCACGGGGAGGUGGAGCAUGGGAUGGGUGGCCUGUUGGGCGGUGUGUCCGGGAUUGUGGAUCAGCUGAGAACUCAGUCCCAAAAUUUGGGCAGUGGCAGUAGUCACGUUUUUAAACAAGAGGCGAGCGAGAGCUUCAGCGGAAGUUAAAACAUUAAUGUGAAACUGUAUGUACACAAAUACAUACGAGAAGGAUUUGAAAUAACCAACUGCUACGUUUGUUUUGUUUUUUUUCUUUCGUG